Molecule: messenger RNA, 3744 nt
Organism: Thamnophis elegans (Western terrestrial garter snake)
Lineage: Eukaryota; Metazoa; Chordata; Lepidosauria; Squamata; Natricidae
Gene: TMEM127
Product: transmembrane protein 127
Exons: 4
Coding region: 393-1109 (238 amino acids)
Biological process (GO): negative regulation of TOR signaling; negative regulation of cell population proliferation
Cellular component (GO): membrane
Source: RefSeq, a predicted model, not a curated record
UCACGUGGGCGCGCGACGACGCCGUGACGUCGCCUCGAGGGGGCGGAAGCGGAAGCGCGGCGGCGGCAGCCGGGAAGCGGAGGGACCGGCGGCGGUUUCCUCAGACUCGCCCCUAACCCCUUCAGCGCGGACGCGAGGGCAGUCCCCCCCUUCGCCACCAUCACGGAGGCCUGCCGCGGCUCAGGUCCCGGGAGCGGCAGCGGUGAGGACGGCAGAGCCCAGAGACCAACCUUCCUCUGACGUUAUGUCCUGUCUGCGGGCCUUGUGUUAAACUGCUGCCUCCUUCUAAGUGCCCAGCAGCACUGGCAGUGCCUAUCUGAAGAUCCCAAGUGUUUCAGUCUUCGUUCGUUGUUGCAUUGUAUUUAUUUGGCCAGACACCCUAGGGGAGAUCUAUGUAUACCCCAAGUGGCUCGAUGUUGCCCAGUGGCCGAAGGCGAAGAGGGCAAGACGGGAGUGCCUUGCCCAAGCAACCUGAAAGGAGCUUGGCAUCUGCCUUGCCUGGGGCCCUCUCCAUAACUGCCCUCUGUACUGCUUUGGCAGAGCCCGCCUGGCUCCGGAUUCACGGGGGCACUUGUUCUCGCCAGGAGCUGGGGGUUGCUGAUGUGCUGGGAUACAUUGACCCGGAUCUACUUAAAGACUACUGCAUGAACCCCCAGACGGUGCUGUUACUCCGGGUUAUUGCUGCUUUCUGCUUCUUGGGAAUCAUCUGCAGCCUUUCAGCGUUCCUUCUCGACGUCUUUGGGCCCAAGCAUGCUGCGCUGAAGAUUACGCGCCGUUACGCAUUUGCUCACAUCCUCACAGUACUGCAGUGUGCCACGGUGAUCGGCUUCUGCUACUGGGCAUCGGAGCUGAUCCUCGCCCAGCAACAGCAGCACAAGAAGUACCACGGCUCGCAGGUCUACGUUACGUUUGCUGUCAGUUUUUACCUGGUGGCCGGAGCCGGCGGUGCCUCCAUCCUGGCCACAGCUGCCAACCUGCUGCGCCAUUACCCCACCGAAGAAGAGGAGCAGGCUUUGGAGCUCCUGUCUGAGAUGGAAGAGAACGAACCUUACCCUGCAGAGUAUGAAGGGAUCAACCAGUUCCAGCCACCACCGGCUUACACGCCAUAACGCUUCCCCGGACGCUGGCUGGGGCAAGGGAAGGGGGUGGAGCUUUUUCCAGCUCAUCCCCAAAGUCAACCUGCACACAAUUGCUUGGGAACGCCUUUCCCUUCUCUCUUCCUGGGACCUCCUCUUGUAGGUGUUUCUCCCUUCCUUCCUCUCUGUGGAUCCGCCCCUUUUUACCGUUUCCUGUCUAGAGGAGAGGAUGGGCGCCCAAGCGGAAGACUUGCUCAUGCGGCGACCUCUGAAGCGGUUGUAUUCAGAAGCAAUGGGAUGACCGUUGAGGCAGGGUUUGAACCUCAGGCAUUUGGGCGGGGGCAGGAACUGCCCGAUGUUUUUGAGCUGCGGGGACUCCAGAGAGAGAGUUCUGAAGAGAGGAAAAGGAAGGAAGGAAGGAAGGAAGGAAGGAAGCGAAAAGGAAAGCAUGCAGACAGUUUGAUUGGAUGGGAAAGGGGUGGGUGAGUGGGUAGAUGGGUGGGUGGAGGAAAGGGUGCCACCAUUUUUGGCAUUGGGCUAAAACAUUUCGCACAGGUGGGCAGCGGAGAAUUCAGCCAUCCUGUCCCAUCACCCACAGAACUCCUCUCCUUUAGGGGAGGGGGGAAAGAAGAGUGGAAGGGGACACACUCCGACCUUCGCCCCUAGGGCCAACAGGCUUGGCCUUCAGCCCCCCUUCCCCCUCUCCCGCGAAAGACACAGGACUCCUUCUCUAUGCACUGGUUUGUGGAGAGGCGACGCCGUUUGCUCGACCCUCGUGCUUCCCGAAAAGCAGGGUUAACGUUUCCUCCCACUCCCGUUUCCUCCACUCCCACCUCCUGCCACUCCGCGGAAGCGUUUUGCACUUUUCUCUGCUCUUUUCUUCUUGUGGCUUCCUCUUUCCCUGAUGGGGUUGUGGGCGGGUGGAAGGGGCCACGAAACGUGGUACACGAGGUUAUCGCGACUACUGAGUUUCUUCCCUGGGGGAGAGGGGGCGUCUUGGGUCUCUAGCAAAGCACUCCCAGGGGGAGGCUCUCCUUCCAUACGGUGUUCCCGCUGCACAGUUGCCAGGCCUUCAGCCCCUCUUCGCAAAGCAGCAUAUCAGAACCAUGUUCUUCCCCCUACCACCACCACCAAUGCAAGCAACAAUAUGCAAAUACUGAUUCUAAGCUCGAUUCCCACUGUUAUCUUUUCGAUUUGUCUCCCCUUUCCCCCCCCCCCGACCGAUUCCCACCUUUUUAAUCUCAAAACCUUCUCCAUAUAGCCGUGAUUGCAAACCUAUGGCUCCUGCACCAAAGGUGGCAUGCACGCCAAUCUCCAGCUGCUGUUCUGGUUUCCAGUGCGCACAUGCGUGCCGGAGCACCGUAAACCCAAAGACCAGCUGCAGAUGCGCGUGCCAUAAAGUAAAAGAUCAGGCAGCUGACAUGAGCAUGCGUGUGCCAGCCACCUGGUCUUUGGGUUUAUGGUGCUCCAGCACGCGUGAAGACCAGCUGGCCGUGGCGCAUGCGCACACCGUAAACAUGGAGACUAACUGGCUGGCGUGCACAUGUGUUUCUGGCACUUAGGCAUGCACGUGCAUGCCGGUUUGGGUACUCAGUGCCGAAAAGGUUUGCCAUUGCUGCCAUAUAGCCUCUGGCCCGCGAUCCUUCUGACCUCCCCCCCACCCCCAUUUCACAGGCAGACAUCCUCCUGCUAGCUGCAGGUAGCAACUGAAAGAGCAUUUCAGUGUUCACUUUCUGUACAAAGAGAAUGAUGGUUAAACCUUUUCCUUUUACUUUUUUUUCUCUGUCUGGAGGUAAACCAGCUUCAAAUUAAGCCAGCAAUGGGUUGUUUUUUGUUUUUGUUUUUUUGUAUUCACUAAAAUGUGCUUUUACUGACUGGGAGGGAGAGAGCUGACACAAGUGAGCGGCCUUGUUGAGGAAUGUGUGUGUGUGUUUUAAAAGAAGAUCAACACUGCAAAAGCAAGUAAAACCGGUGCGACUUGAUGGAAAUUUGUUCCUGUUCAGCGAGAUGAAAAGAUAAUGCAGCGAAAGCCGCCCGCUUAGCGGUCAGAGGCUGCUUGCCAUGACCCGGAUGCCGAAGCCAUCUUCCGCAGUUGUUUGGAUUGUUCAAAAGUGAGAGAGGACUUUUCAUUCUUUCCUUAGAUGUGCCAGUUUGUGCAGAGCACAUGGGAGCCUCUAGAGCGGUGUCGGAGCUUUUCAGACCGAGGGCCAUAACAGGAGUGCUCAUGUGCAGGCGCAGGCAAGUAACCGGAAGAGAAACCGGAAGAGCAGUUUCCCAGCGUGCAACGCACGGGAGCACGGGAAACCAGAAGAGCAGUUCCCUGGCACGCCUGCGGGGGCUGAGAAGCUGAGCUUCCGGUUUGCAGUGUGCGCAGGAGCAGGGUUCACUUGGUCUUCUGGUUUCUGGUGUGCAUGCAUGUGCAAAGACCAGCUGGCAUGUGCGCGGCGAAACCUGAAAAGCAACUGGCAACGGCUGGCAUACCUGGAGAGAUGGCUCUGUGUGCCACUUCCAUCAUGCAUGCCGUAUGUCCGCCAUCACGGCUCUAUAACCUGAGCAUGUUAACAUGCCAUCAGGGCUGGAAGUGGCAGGAUGGGGACCCUUUCCCUGUCCUCCUACAUGCACGGGAGAAAAAUUGGAACAGAAAUUUUCAUUAGACUCUAAAGACUUC